GACUCCUUUUAGACCAAGUUGCUAGGAUACCGACUUUUGAUUCCGCCUCCUUUCCCAAGAAUCAUGCCUGGAUUGGUCCCGAGUCCCCUGCCGUCGAAGUGCAGCAGCUGCCUGCAACAACGAAGUGAAAGUAAACCGGACGACAUCAUGAGUGAUAUGUUCAAGGGAGAAAUAGUAUAUGAAAAUAGAUAAAUAAAUAUGUAAUGCAUCUAACUCAGAAGUCUUACACAAAGAAGGGCAUGCUUCUGUUGUUGAUUCCUCUUGUCUGACAAGUCAAAGAUGGAUGAAGGGGUGGAUUCUCAAAGCAGUAUGGCUGCUGAAAUCAAGCCAGAGGAUGUAAAGAAUGAUGGAACAAACUUAACAGAUGGAACUCUUUGUGCACAACAAAAGAGUGACAAUUUUAAAGACUAUGCACUAACGGAGAACAUGCAAGAUGACGUAGCACCUCAGACUUUGAUAGACUAUGGUUCUGCAGAUGGGCUGGAUGAAUCUGUUGUUACAGGCAGCAGAAGUAACACAGCACCAUCAUCCUGUUCUAACGGACAGAAAUCUAAGACGCCCACUUCACCUGGCCCUCACCCUGUAAAAACAACUGGUGUGGCUGCACACUCUCCAAAUCCCAAACUCACUCUCUGUCUCAGUAAUAGUCCCAAGAAGGGUGUCAGUACACCCAGUGAUGUGGAGAUGCUGAGUCCAGACAGCCCCAUCUGUAAAACCACGUUUGGGACCAGCUCUGCAGACAAGGAUUUAGAGGGCAGUGCUUGUACAGAGGACUCUGGCUUCGCGAAGGAACCACAGCAGUUUGUCCCUGAUUCUGGAUGUUCGGCUAAAGAAAAAGGCCAUCUUGUUGCCAUGGGACCUGAGGAUGCUGAGUACAGUGGUUCAUCUGCUAUGAGCCAGUCAGGUGCUCUUUUCGAAAGAGUUUCAUUCGCAUUUCAUAACAUGGACAGAGGAUGGCUGGGUACACCCAUAGAUGAGCUGAACAGAAUGCCCCAGUGUGCCCCCCCUCUGUCUCACCUGAAAGCAGCGCCUCACCACACUGUCACAGUCCGGACAGAUCUCCUCAGAGAAGGAGAGGUCCCUGUUGCAUACCCCGGCAAGUUCAAAGAUGCGUGGGAUGAUAUGUUCGUGAAGAUGCCCUGCUCUGAGAAGAACCUGUUUCCUAUGGAGACUGAAGAUGGCAGUGGGGUCCAAAGUCGGUGGGAGCUGAUCCGCACUGCCUUGCAGGGAGAGUUCAAAAGUUCUCUGGAUGUGAGGGAUGCUAUAUUGAGAUACAACACAGCCCAUGUAAAGAAAUGGGACUUCACUGCCCUAAACCUUCUUUGCACAGAGUAUCUUGAGCAUUCGGAAUUACAACACCUGUUUAAUGUCGUACUGCCAGCUAUGGUUGACCUCGCGCUCCGUGUUCCUGUGCUCUGCACAAUGCCAAUACCCCUACUGAAGUCAAGGAUGAACCACUCCCUGACUCUGUCUCAGGAGCAAAUAGCAUGUCUUCUGGCCAACGCCUUCUUCUGCACUUUCCCUCGACGCAACUCCCGCAAGUCGGAGUACUCCAAUUAUCCCGAGAUCAACUUCUACAGGUUAUUUGAUGGUUCUUCACCGAAAAAAAUUGAGAAAUUGAGAACUCUGCUGUGUUACUUCAGGAGAGUUACACAGACCAAGCCCAAAGGCCUUGUUACAUUCACAAGACAAGUGCUGAACAAUCCUCCAAACUGGGAAAGUUCCCAGACGCAGCUGAAGCGCCUACACAUCACUUGUGAGGGGACAAUUGAGGAUGAUGGGUAUGGGAUGCUGCAGGUGGACUUUGCAAACAGGCUUGUAGGUGGUGGAGUAACAGGACUUGGACUGGUCCAGGAAGAGAUUAGGUUCCUCAUCAACACUGAACUCAUUGUCUCUCGCCUCUUUACUGAAGCUUUGGAACACAAUGAAUGCCUCAUCAUCACAGGCACUGAACAGUACAGUAAAUACACUGGCUAUGCUGAGAGUUACAAAUGGAAGACCAGCCACAAGGAUGAGACUGCCAGGGAUGAAUGGCAGAGACGCAGUACGGAGAUUGUGGCCAUUGAUGCUCUUAAAUUCAGGCACUUCCUAGAGCAGUUUCUCCCUGAAAAGAUAACCAGAGAACUAAACAAGGCAUAUUGCGGAUUCUUCCGAAAUAAAGCCAACAGCAAGCACCUCUCUGCAGUGGCCACAGGCAACUGGGGUUGUGGAGCUUUCGGUGGAGACACACGGCUUAAAGCACUGAUUCAGUUGAUGGCUGCAGCAGAGGCCGGCAGAGACAUGGCAUACUUCACAUUUGGAGAUGCUCAGCUUAUGAGAGAUGUUCAUGAAAUACACACUUUCCUCACCGAGAGAAGAGUCACCGUCGGGAGGCUGUACAACCUUUUGAACCAGUACUACAGUUCGGUGUGCAAGAAUUGCCGCACAACUCGACCUGACGUCAGUCUCUACAGUUUCAUCCACGAGAAAGUCUCUUCCCCCACGGCCGGUGACGCCCCGGACUCUGCCAAGGAUUCUGGGAUGUCUCCUGUAACAUCGGACUCUCAUUAACAUUAACAUGGAUAGAGCUGCAACUUAACCUCCCUCCGCUGUCUCUCUGUGUAAUAGAAUCUCCAUCUUCACAAACUCCAAUGUGCUCUCAGCCUUGUGCUUACAGUCCCUUUUUUGUCUCACACACACUCCCUUUAAGUUUGUGAUCCCAACACACAAACUACCAAAACACAGCUUUGCCUUUCUCGUUGGUGGUAAUAUAGGAGCCUCUUAUGUCACCAAAUGUGGUGAAAUGUUUCAGAGACUUAUAGCAAUAGUAAAUCCUGGUUGCUGUCAAGCCUUUCUUUAGUUUAAGUGUGAUGUGGAAAUAUUUUGUUUUUUACAUUAGUUACACAUAUGGCCAAAUAUUCAUCAUGUGCAUGUUUGUGGACACAUUUCGUUAUUAAUAAUCCAGGACAUGAUAAGACAUCCCUAGUUAUCUUGUCCUAUAUUGUGUUUGCUACUCUUUGGAUGAGUUGUCCUUUCUGUUUACCAAACCCAGGCUGUGGUGAGGUUCCUGAGUGCAGAGAGAUGAUGAGAUGCCAUACUGUAGUCUAUGCAUGGGUAACAUUUAUUUAUCAAAUAUUCUACAAACAUAUGCUGCUCUUUUAUAUUCCCUAGGAUGUCAAUGUUCAACACACAUAUAGUCCUUAUUUUCAUAUCAAUAAAUGUUAUUGUCGGUAUUAGAAUCAUCUCCGAUGUAACAUUUAAUGUAUGGUCAUUUUCAUCUAUAGACCUUUUGAUUCCAUGAAACCUAAUCAUUUAAAAAUACUCAGUGUUAAUCAUAGCAGUGCUACUGUAUAUACAAGUAAAGGAGGGAGCAGAUAAAGAAGUGCACGUAAAAUAUUAUUUUUGUUAAUGUUUUUACUUUAUCUUUACUUUGGGGGAUGCAGUUAUGUUUUUAUUAUUUACUGUAUUUUAUGAUUGACAGUGGGUUCUAUUUAACGAUGGGUUCAUAAAUAUAAUUAAAGACUAAAUGUAUUGCAUAUUACUGUACUUUAGGUUUUAAGGUUGUAAUCUUUAUUAUGAUUUCUUAAUUAAAGAAUAUCCUUUUAAAAUGGUA
Messenger RNA from Etheostoma cragini (Arkansas darter), 3592 nucleotides. It is a transcript of the gene parga, whose product is annotated as poly (ADP-ribose) glycohydrolase a. Lineage: Eukaryota; Metazoa; Chordata; Actinopteri; Perciformes; Percidae. Bases 280 to 2550 code for a protein of 756 amino acids. Gene Ontology annotation, molecular function: poly(ADP-ribose) glycohydrolase activity. Gene Ontology annotation, biological process: regulation of DNA repair; ATP generation from poly-ADP-D-ribose; carbohydrate metabolic process. The transcript is spliced from 18 exons. Gene Ontology annotation, cellular component: nucleus; cytoplasm. The record is from RefSeq and is a predicted model, not a curated record.